Molecule: messenger RNA, 1665 nt
Organism: Xenopus laevis (African clawed frog)
Lineage: Eukaryota; Metazoa; Chordata; Amphibia; Anura; Pipidae
Product: piggyBac transposable element-derived protein 4-like
Exons: 2
Coding region: 1-1665 (554 amino acids)
Source: RefSeq, a predicted model, not a curated record
AUGGCAAAAAGGUAUUUUACUGUUGAAGAGGCUGCUGCCCUAUGCAUGGCCUCCAGCUCAGAGGAGUUUAGUGACUCUGAUUCUGAGUAUGUGCCCCCUGAAUCAGAAAGUGACUCUUCUACUGAUGAGUCACCAGGUAGUAGUAGCACGGUUACUGCCCUUGAGGAGCCCAUGGAGUUGGAGCAGGAUGUAGAAGAGGAGGUUGAGGUUGAGGAUCAGGAAGAAGGUGGUAGGGCUGAUGCUGCAACUGGAGGAGAGCCUGCGUGGGGGCCUCCUGGUAAUUUUACCCCCGAAAUUCCCCCAUUUACUGCAGUCUCUGGCGUUAAGGUGGACACCAGUAAUUUUGAGCCAAUACAUUUUUUCCAUUUAUUUUUGACUGAGGCCAUCAUACAGGAUAUGGUCCAGUACACAAAUGUGUAUGCCGAGCAAUAUCUUGCCCAAAAUCCCCUCCCCAGAUAUGCUCGAGCUCAGGCGUGGCAUCCCACUGAUAUUGCUGAAAUGAAGAGAAACCGGUAUCAGCUACUGCUCCGGUUUCUGCAUUUCAAUGAUAAUUCUAGGGCUGUACCCCCUAAUGAUCCUUCCCAUGACAGGCUGCAUAAAUUGAGGCCCCUAAUAGACAGCCUGUCUGAGCGCUUCGCAACAGUUUACACCCCCUCCCAAAACAUUUGUAUUGACGAGUCCCUUCUCCUCUUCAAAGGGCGCCUACACUUCCGUCAGUACAUCCCAAGCAAGCGUGCCCGCUAUGGGAUUAAAUUUUAUAAACUUUGCGAAAGCAGCUCGGGGUACACCAACCGCUUUUUGAUUUACGAAGGAAAGGACUCACAAUUAGACCCCCCUGGUUGUCCCCUUGACCUGACUGUCAGUGGCAAAAUUGUGUGGGAGCUCAUCACUCCACUAUUAGGCCGAGGUUACCACUUAUACGUGGAUAACUUUUAUACCAGCAUCCUCCUAUUCAAGACCCUACAUUGUUUAGAUACCCCAGCCUGUGGCACCAUAAAUCGUAACCGUAAAGGAUUGCCCAGGGAACUCCUCGACAAAAAACUGAACCGUGGAGAAAUGUAUUCCCUAAGAAAUGAUGAGCUCCUUGCCAUCAAAUUUUUGGAUAGAAAAAAUGUUUUCAUGCUGACGACCAUCCAUGACACGUCAGUAAUUGAAGAACAGAGAGCUGGUAGGCCCCCAAAAUCUAAGCCUCUCUGUAGCAAGGAGUACAGUAAGUACAUGGGUGGUGUUGACAGAACAGAUCAACUCCAACAUUAUUACGAUGCCACCCGAAAAACAAAGGCCUGGUACAAGAAAGUUGGCAUAUACCUUAUUCAAAUGGCCCUUCGAAAUUCAUAUGUUGUCUAUAAGGCAGCAGUACCAGGCCCCAAAUUGUCUUAUUAUAAGUACCAGUUGCAGAUAAUCCCUGCCCUCUUGUUUGGUGGUCUAGAGGAGGCAGUGCCUGAGAUGCGUGCCAGUGACAACGUGGCCCGAUUGGUGGGGAAGCAUUUUAUAGACACGCUUCCACCAACUCCUGGAAAACCAAGAGCCCAAAAAGCCUGCAAGGUGUGCCGCAAAAGGGGUAUCAGACGAGAUACACGGUACUGUUGCCCAAAGUGCCCUCGCAACCCCGGGUUAUGUUUCAAACCAUGUUUUGAAAUAUACCACACUCAGCUGCACUACUGA